Molecule: messenger RNA, 295 nt
Organism: Staurois parvus
Lineage: Eukaryota; Metazoa; Chordata; Amphibia; Anura; Ranidae
Source: the annotation of a GenBank genome assembly
UGGGGCCCCCGGGCAAUAGGGGAUCAUGGGGCCCCUGUGUCCUUGCCCAAACUCAAAAAAGCCUAUGAAAAAGGUACCAGGGGCAUCUCAUGGGGCCCCCUACUGACCCCGGGCCCUCGGGCAGUGCCCAUGUUUCCAUAUGGUCAGUCCGCCCCUGAAGUAGUGUGUACAUUGCUUGCUAGAUGGAGAUGGCCAUUACUGCUGUAUAUUACAUGUAUGUAGUUUGCACCAACAUUUUGUUUACAAACUGACAGCUGAAAGAAGAUGAACUUUUAGGAAACAAACUGUAAUGUGA